CCAAAACAACAAAACCACAUCAAGCAAACGAGUUUCCGAGCUUCUCGACCUCGUUUGCAUCACUUUCUUAUAUCCUUAUUACCUUAAUCAACUAUUCAUAAGUUUCACUUGUGAAUAGUUUCUGCGCAAUAAUAUACCUUUUUUUUGUAGAUUAUCUUUUUGGUUUUCAUGAUGGAAUGGUCUUCAAAAUCUGCUUCAAUGGCAUACCUUGAUACCCUUCAACUGUGCGAGAAUCAAAAAAGAAAAGAUGGGAAUUGGAGAGUUGAAAAAAAUCCUGGAAACAAUGAACUUAUAUCAGCAUUAGCAGCAGGAAUGAAAGCGAAAGUGAUAGUGGAAGUGAGUUGUUGUGUGUCGCUAUAUACCAUAGCUCUGGCAGUUGCUGCAAGACAAAGUGGUGGAAGAUUGGUGUGUAUUAUCCCUAAGUCACUGCUUCAUGAAUCAAAACAAGUUAUCAUCAACUCAGGUCUUGAACAACAAGUAGAAUUUAGAACAGAAGACCCCUCAAAGCUUCUAUCUCUCUAUGACAACAUUGAUUUCUUUGUAGUUGAUUGCAGGGAUGAGAACUACACAAGGUUGCUCAAAUUGGUAGAUGUUAGUAUGAAAAGAUCAGUGAUAGUAGUGGCAAAGCAUGUGGUUUGUGAUAAAAAAGGGUUAAGAUGGCAUAUAAGAGGAAAAGAUGGCAUGGAAGUUUCAAGGAUUUGCAUGAAUGAUGGAAGUGAUAAGAGAAGUGGGGUUAGAGAAGAUUAUGUGAAGAAAAGAAGAAAAAGUUCAUGGAUUGCAAAGUUUGAUGAGGAGAGUGGUGAAGAACAUAUUUAUAGAGUACCUCAGCUUGAUUGCUUCUGGAGUUGAAUAACAUCACUGUUUCACAUGCUGCUGCUACCAAAUAAUAGCAUACACCAUUAUUCAGGAACCAUAUAUAUAGCAGCAAAGUAUAGAAUUGCAAAUUAUUGUGUGCCUAAAUUCUAUAUCAAUAGUAAUUUCUCAA
Messenger RNA from Vigna unguiculata (cowpea), 985 nucleotides. RefSeq lists its product as uncharacterized. The record is from RefSeq and is a predicted model, not a curated record. NCBI's taxonomy places the organism in Eukaryota, Viridiplantae, Streptophyta, Magnoliopsida, Fabales, Fabaceae.